Molecule: messenger RNA, 1355 nt
Organism: Aspergillus pseudotamarii
Lineage: Eukaryota; Fungi; Ascomycota; Eurotiomycetes; Eurotiales; Aspergillaceae
Product: NAD(P)H-dependent flavin oxidoreductase
Exons: 4
Coding region: 348-1346 (332 amino acids)
Molecular function (GO): nitronate monooxygenase activity
Source: RefSeq, a predicted model, not a curated record
UCGAUCAUUAAGGAAUUAUUUCCCCAGCUAUCAACCUGCGGCACUCCCCCGCACCCUUGUUCUACCCCAGGGCCGUCCUGAAUAGUAAUCUCGCCGACCCGACCGUCGGUCGGCCACGAACCUCGGUAACUCUUCCCCACGGCAGAAUCUCCGCGGGUACAAAGGAGUCGCAUUCCUUUUGCUGAUCCGAAGGCCACUCUUUUAAUAGCCUGUUGUUCGUGAUACCCUUCAUCGAUAGAUUAUACAUUUUCUGUUCAUAUCCGUUAUUGGAGCCACCGUCCAAUUCGCCGCUAUCUAGAAGUACAUACGCUCAAUCUCGGUUACAUACAGCUUAGAACAGGAACAAGAUGGGCUUCAACACUGCACUAACAAGAAAGCUAGGCAUCACAGUUCCUGUCGUCCAGGGUGGUAUGCAAUGGGUUGGAUACGCUGAACUCGCAGCAGCGGUCAGCAACGCUGGCGGCCUUGGAAUCCUCACUGCCCUUACCCAACCAACCCCUGAAGACCUCCGCAAAGAGAUCCGGAAAUGUCGGUCCAUGACCAAGAAGCCCUUCGGUGUCAACCUGACUCUCCUGCCCGCCCUCGUGCCCCCAGACUACGCUGCCUACGCCCAGGUGAUCAUCGAUGAGGGUGUCAAGAUUGUCGAGACGGCCGGAAACAACCCCGGUCCGGUGAUUACCCAGCUGAAGAAGGCCAACACCAUUAUCCUGCACAAGUGCACGACCAUCCGUCACGCCAAAUCGGCCGUCAAGCUGGGCGUUGACUUCCUGUCCAUCGACGGUUUCGAGUGUGCUGGUCACGUCGGCGAACACGACAUUACCAACUUCAUCCUUCUCAACCGCGCCCGUCAGGAUCUGGGUGUGCCCUUCAUCGCAUCGGGCGGAUUUGCAGACGGAUACGGCUUGGCCGCGGCCCUGUCGCUGGGCGCCGAAGGUAUUAACAUGGGCACGCGGUUCAUGUGCACACUUGAGGCCCCCAUCCACCACAACGUGAAGGAGGCCAUCGUGAAGGCCGAGGAGACAGACACCGCUCUGGUGCUGAGACGGUGGAAGAACACAACCCGGCUGUUCGCCAAUAAGGUCUCGAAGGAGGCGCUCAAGGUGGAGAAGGAAAGCAAGUCUGGAGAGUUCAGCGAUGUUGCCCCGUUCGUCAGUGGCAAGAGGGGUAGGGAGGUCUUCUUGAAUGGUGACGUCGAUUUCGGAGUCUGGACCGCUGGUCAGGUUAUCGGCUUGAUCCAUGAUAUUCCCACCUGUGCACAGCUGCUCCAGCGCAUUGAGAAGGAGGCCCUGGAAUCGAUGCAGCGGAACCAGUCGUUGUACACGGCAACGCCGCAGAGCAAGCUCUAAGUGGCUGUU